This is a messenger RNA of Zootoca vivipara (common lizard), 6274 nucleotides long. It is a transcript of the gene NR1H2, whose product is annotated as nuclear receptor subfamily 1 group H member 2. Gene Ontology annotation, biological process: lipid metabolic process; cell differentiation; negative regulation of transcription by RNA polymerase II. Lineage: Eukaryota; Metazoa; Chordata; Lepidosauria; Squamata; Lacertidae. The record is from RefSeq and is a predicted model, not a curated record. Gene Ontology annotation, cellular component: RNA polymerase II transcription regulator complex. Gene Ontology annotation, molecular function: nuclear receptor activity; RNA polymerase II cis-regulatory region sequence-specific DNA binding; zinc ion binding.
GAGAGAGAGAGAGAGAGAGAGAGAGAGAGAGAGAGAGAGAACAUGUGUAUGUGUGUAUAUAUAAGUGAAAAGCUGCAAAAGAUGUGGGUGAAGCAUUAGGAGACAGGAAACAUCAUGGGCAGGAAAAUACAGAACCAAAAGGCAGACAGAGCAAGCCUAGCUAUAGGAAGAUGAUGUAUCUUAGGCCAGUGUAAAUGAACCUGUUGCAAAUUAUGUUCAGGAACCUCUGGGGGGGGGGGAGGCUGCUGCCAGCUGAGCCAGCAGGCGAGUGUGGACUCAAGUGUUGAGGAUUGGGUCCUUUUAGGUUGCAUGGCCGAGCUGAACAGGCGUUAAGUCUCUCCUUGCAUUGUCUCACCCCCACAAUGCCCCUGGAACACCCCUUUUCGGGGACUCACGCUAACAUAAGUUGCAAUGGAGUGAGGGGCUUAUGAUUCAGCUGGACCGUCCGGCUCAGCCGGAAAAGCCCAAGGUUUGCCGAAUCCAAACUCAGCUGCCCUUUACUAAGAAAAGAGAAGUGGAACGGAAAGGAUGGGCAAGUUGCAUGGUGGUUGGGUACAGAGAGGCCAAAAUAUAGCAUCCCUCUUCCCUUAUAAAUAAUAUACCUUUUGAUGUUGUGCUGACCAUUUUGGGGAGAAGGCUCCAGAAGUGUGCGAAGAAGACUCAAAGCCCCCUAAAAAUCUUCUGGAGUAGAAAAUAAGAGCGUAAGGAGAGCUUUGCCUCUGAGAAGCCCAUGUUAGCUAUUUUCAGGCAACAGCCCUCUCUGAUUGUUGCCUCCCAGCUACUGGAGCUUCACAAAUAUAUAUGGAGCAUGGAGGCUUCAUUCAACCAUCACAGCUCAGAGAUGUAAAAUUGUUUGCCAUGAAUUUGUGCCAAUUCUCUUUUAGAGCUGUUUAAACUAGUAGCUGUCUUUGCAGCUUGACGCAGCAGCCUCCCUACCUUAAUUUUAGGAGAAGUUGAAUGCAGAAGUACCUUCUUUAAUCCCUCUUGAAUUGAUGGUUUUUCAAGUGCGCAGGGUGACCCAGAGUUUUAAUUGAUGGGUGAUGGACAUCAGCAUGGCAGGAGAUAGGACCGGCCCUACCAUUGGGCAGAGAAGUAUGGCCUCAGGUGGCUUCUUUUGGGUGUCAUGUAAAGGUAGCAAAUGUGGUGUUGUCGUACUUUUUGCUCCCAGGCAGAAGCCCCUACGGGAUUUUCUGCCUCUGGUAUCUAAAUAAUUUGGCCAGCCUUGGGCUGCUGUGGCCUUGGACUCAGAGACAGAAGUUGGUUUAAUUUCCUGUGCCGCUUCAGGCAGCAAAAUGCCUUGGACUGGCCUUUGUAGGGCCUAGCAGGUGUAGGCCCCUCCUUUGAACAUAGGAAGAUGAUAAUGGGAAGCAGAUGCAGUAUUUGGGCGGCUCUUUUGCCACCCCUUCAGAAAUAAAUGGCAGGAGGACCGAAUUGCAGCACCCCCAAAUUUUACCCAUCAAGUUAAAUCACUUCCUCCCUGACCCCGACCCUCCAAGAUGCAACAUGAGGAAAUGCUGCUUUUUUCCUUUCCCACGGAUAUGGAGGAGAAAUGAGGAAGCAGACUGAUGGAGGACUCUGCAGAAGGUCACUGGCUCUAUCUGCAGGGAGGACUGGGAAUCUCCCCUACUUGAAAGCCCAGAGGAGCUGCUGCCGGUCAGAGCAGAAAACACUGAGGGCUGGCUAUGCAAUGCUGCUGUGGCUGACUCCCUGAGAUGGCCAAAACGGGCACCAAUGAACUUCAGUUACCACUGGAAGAUGGGGAGCCCGCUUCACAGGUCAAAGACGAAUGGUCAAAGGAAAAGCCGGAGUCUCAGAGCACUGUGAAAAUCGAGGUGGUUUGCACAGACGAUGGAGAGAGCUCUACACACAGUGCGGCUGAGGAGCCGACCCGCAAACGCAAGAAGGGCCCUGCCCCGAAGAUGCUGGGUGAUGAAGUGUGCAGCGUGUGUGGGGACAAAGCCUCGGGGUUCCACUACAACGUCCUCAGCUGCGAGGGCUGCAAGGGCUUCUUCCGGCGCAGCGUCAUCAAGGGCGCACAGUAUACCUGCAAGGGCAGUGGGCAGUGCCACAUGGACAUGUACAUGCGCCGGAAGUGCCAGGAGUGCCGUUUGAAGAAGUGCCGGCAGGCAGGCAUGCGAGAGGAAUGUGUUUUGUCAGAAGAGCAGAUCCGUAAGAAGAAGAUCCGUAAACAGCAGGAGGGAGAAGGGGCAUCGGGGGGCGAGGGGGGCGGAGGCGAGGUUCUCCGAGUGCCGCCUCUGCCCUGCGACCCCUCUUUGCCCCAGCCUGAACCAGCUCCCCUCACGCCUCAGCAGGAGGGCAUGAUCCGGCAGCUGGUAGCAGCGCAACAGCAGUGCAACAAGAGGAGCUUCAGUGACCAGCCCAAAGUCACGCCCUGGCCUAUGGGCAGCGAUCCCAACAGCCGGGAAGCACGGCAACAGCGCUUCGCCCAUUUCACAGAGCUGGCCAUCAUCUCGGUGCAGGAGAUUGUGGACUUUGCCAAGCAGGUUCCUGGCUUCCUGCAGCUGUCGCGGGAGGACCAGAUCGCGCUGCUCAAAGCCUCCACCAUCGAGAUCAUGCUUUUGGAGACGGCAAGACGCUACAACCACGAGACCCAGUGCAUCACAUUUCUUAAGGAUUUCACCUACAGCAAGGAUGACUUUCACCGUGCAGGUCUGCAGGUAGAGUUCAUCAACCCCAUCUUCGAGUUCUCUCGGGCCAUGCGGCAGCUGCAGCUAGACGAUGCCGAAUAUGCCCUCCUCAUCGCUAUCAACAUCUUCUCAGCCGACCGGCCCAACGUGCAGGACCACGGCCUGGUGGAAGCUCUGCAGCAGCCCUACAUCGAGGCCCUCAGCUCUUAUAUCCGCCUCCACCGCCCACAGGACCACCUGAUGUUUCCGCGCAUGUUGAUGAAACUGGUCAGCCUACGGACCUUGAGCAGCGUGCACUCUGAGCAGGUCUUCGCUUUGCGUCUUCAAGACAAGAAACUUCCGCCGCUUCUCUCUGAGAUCUGGGAUGUACACGAGUAGACAUUUUGGGGGGGCGAAGGGGGCAGAUGGGGGAGCAUACAGAUGUCUCUCCUCCUCUUUCUCUGUCUCUCUGUUUCUCUUUUUCUCUCUUAACGCACGUACUCCUUUUCUCUCCAAGCCCCGAGAGGCUUGUAAUCCUUCUACAGACUCUUUUGAACCUCAGCAUUAGGACUUGUAACUGAUGGACUCGUCCCACCAGAGGAACUGCAUCAAGGGGGUUACUGAGCACUUUUUCCCCACCUCGCCCCCUCCCCAACCCCCAUCUACUUGUACUUCCUACAGAGCUUGCCUCCCCAGCUUCUUGUUUUGGGGAGGUGUUGGUCACAUUUGUGCUUUUGGGGUGCGUAGGGGAAAGGUGAAGGGGGCUGCCCCCUCCCCACAAAGACUAAUUUCUCCUGCUCGUGAAGAAUGAACACCCUCCCGCCCCUACGUGACAUUCUCGGUGGGCCCCACUGGGGAGGGGGUGGCAUGGUGGUGUGGAGCUAUGCCCACAAAAAAAUAAAAAAUAAACCCAAUCAUGACAAACCAAGCAUCUGGCCUGGUGUUGACGGUAUGCGUGAAUGGAAAGUGAUCAAUAAUAAUAAUAAUAAUAAUAAUUUUACUAUUUGCACCCCAGCCACUCUAGGCAGCUUCCAACACAUAUAAAAACGUAACAUCAAACAUUAAAAACUUCUUGAUACAGGGCUGCCUUCAGAUUUCUUCUAAAGCUACUGUAGUUCUUUAUCUGAUGGACAUCUGAUGGAAGGGUGUUUCAACAGGGAGGGCGCCCCUGUAACUUCACUUUUCGCAAGGGAACAGCCACGACGUUUAGAUUUCUAGGCAUUGAGUUACAGGAGGAUCUGUCCUGGAGUGUUAAUACAAGGGGGCUUGUGAAGAAGGCGCAGCAGAGACUGUAUUUUUUGAGAAUUUUAAGGAAAAACCAUCUUCCACAAAAGCUGCUGCUUGCCUUCUAUCACUGUGCCAUACAGAGCGUGCUCACGUACGGUUUAUGUGUGUGGUACGGAAGCUGUACUUCUCAGGACAGCAGGGCUGUGUAGAAUUAUUAAAACAGCAGAGAGCAUUAUUGGCUGCUCACUCUCCACCUUAGAACAAAUCUACACAACCAGGUGCCAUAGAAAAGCACUAGACAUAUCGAGAGAUCCAACGCACCCGGGUCACCAUUUCUUUGAGCUCCUGCCAUCGGGACGGAGAUAUAGAAAAAUGCAGGCAAGAACGAGCUGUCUCAGGAACAGUUUCUUCUCCGGCGCGAUUUUGGCCUUAAAUGGGAAGCCUGGACUUUGAAGUCAUCUUAUUUUACUUGUUAUUUUGUAUUAUAUUUACUGUUUUUAAUUAGGUUUUUGUAAUUCUGGAUUAUGCGGAAUGCUUUAUCUGAGUAGAUGUAGCAACCGAGUAAUUUCGUUGUUCCCGUAAGGGGACAAUGACAAUAAAGAUAUCUUACAAGGCCCUCGGAGCUGGGCCUCACUGUAUGGGCACUCCACAACUGGAGUGGAGGUGCUCUUUCAGGUAUACAAGGCCGAGGCCGUUUAGGGCUUUAAAGUUUUUGCCUACAGCUUUGAGGGAUGGGUUGAGAGCAGAAGCCCAGACCCAUUCAGAGGGUAGGAAUGGGAGACAUUACUAAGAGCUUUAAGAAAAAAUUAGAUCAAUUUGUGGAGGAGAAAGCUUAAGUUGUACCUCCACUAUCGGAGACCGUAUGCCUCUGAAUACCAGUAUCUGGGAACCACAAGCCAGGAGAGAGCAUUGUUGAACUUAAGUCGUCUUAGCAGACUUUGAAUCUGAUUGGACAGUGUGAGAACAGGAUCCCGGGCUAGAUGGGCCUUUGGUCUGAUCCAACAGGGCUCUCCCUGUGUUGUUAUUAAGAAAUAUUUGAGACCUGUAGGCCAAAGAGGACUGGAGCAUGCCUUGGUUAUAGUGGGUGUACGCCCUCCAGAGCAGUAGCAGGUUUUUUGGCAGCUAUAAGAGAUCUAGUUGAUGCAGAAAAGGUAUAUGUCAGUGUAGAGUGGAGUCUUUGAUGAAUGAGAUUCUGGUUGAAAUCCUCACUCAGUUAUGAAGCUCACUCGGUGACAUGUGGGCCAGUAAUUUCUCUCAGCGUGAGCUUCCUCACACGUUUGUUGCAAAGGUGCAAUAGGUGGAGAGAGAGGGGAAUAUAUCCAACUCUUGAGUUCUUUGGAGAAGAGACAAGAUAAAAACUGAAAUGGGAUCCAAAGGUUCUAGAUUUCUAAAAAAAACAAAAACAAAAAAACUUGAGUGAUAAAGCUCUUAGCUUAUUGGAAUAGCCUUGGAGCCAGUGGGUUUGGGCAAGAUUAAUGAUCCGUCCUUAAACACACAUACUAGGCAGUAGGUCCGAUUGUAUUCAGUAAGAUUUACCCGAGUAAACAUGUUUAGAAUUGCAUUACAGUCAUAUCUUGGAAGUUGAACGGAAUCUGUUCCAGAAGUCGAUUCGACUUCCAAAACAUUCGGAAACCAAAGUGCGGCUUCUGAUUGGUGGCAGGAAGCUCCUGCAGCCAAUCGGAAGCCACGCCGGAUGUUCGGCUUCCAAAAAUCAUUCGAAAACCGGAACACUCACUUCCGGCUUUCGAUCGUUUGGGAGCCGAAACAUCCGAGUUCCAAGGUGUUUGGCAACCAAGGUAUGACUGUAAUUUAGUUGAGCCCUACUGAUUUCCAUGGAACUCAAGUUCAUGUCUUGACUGACGUUGCAUCUGCACCAUGCAUUUAAAUCACUAGUAGGCCACUUUAACAGCAAUGGCUUCCCCCAAAGAAUUAUGGGAGAGUUUGUGAAGGGCGCUGGAGUUGUUAGGAGACCCCUAUUCCCUGCACAUUGCUACAGUUCCCAGAGUUAACAGAGGAUAGGGAUUGAUUAUUAAAACCACUCUGAGAAUUGCAGUUCUCUGAGGGGGAAUAGGGGAGUCUCCUAACAGCUCUCAGCUCCCUUUCAAUCUAUAGUUCCCAGGAUUCAAGGGAGGGAGCGGAGAAGUGCCAUGACCCUUAGUGUGGCAUAAUAGUGCUAUAAAUGUAUGACGCAGCUGUAGCCUUUCAUAUUGCAUUCGUUUCAGUGGGAAGUACUUUCCCCACACCCCAAAGCCAAGCUAAAUCCAAACCAGAAUUAUUCGAUCACUGUUUAAGUGUUCUCCAAAUCUCCAUAGUACUAGUUACAGGUAGGUAGCUGUGUUGGUGUGACGCAGUCAAAACAAAAUAAAAAAAUCCUUCCAGUAGUACCUUAGAGACCAACUAAGUUUGUCAUAGGUAUGAGC